Messenger RNA from Rhododendron vialii, 1281 nucleotides. RefSeq lists its product as uncharacterized. The record is from RefSeq and is a predicted model, not a curated record. Bases 1 to 1281 code for a protein of 426 amino acids. Lineage: Eukaryota; Viridiplantae; Streptophyta; Magnoliopsida; Ericales; Ericaceae. The transcript is spliced from 3 exons.
AUGUCUAUUCUUAUUAAUGGUUCUGCUACUUCGGAAUGUCAUAACCAGAAAGGUCUUAGGCAAGGGGACCCUCUAUCCCCUUUCCUUUUCAAUAUUGUGGUGGAAGCUCUGAAUAUUUUGUUGGUUAGAGCAAGAGAGUUAAAUAUUAUCAAGGGUACAAAGAUAGGGGCAAACGGAGUUAUUCUAUCCCACUUACAAUUUGCAGAUGAUACGAUUCUAUUUUGCAACAAUGAUGGUGCGGAGAUGGCCAAUAUAAAAAGAAUUCUGAGAUAUUUUCAGCUUAUGUCGGGCUUGAAGAUUAAUUUCUCAGAAAGCUCUCUUUGUGGUGUUAGGAUUUGUCAUCUAGAUGUUUCUAAUCUGGCAAGGGUGAUGGGGUGUAAAGUAGAGACCCUUCCAAUUAAAUACUUGGGGCUUCCAUUGGGGAAUGCGUCUUCAGGCACCGGUUCUAUAAUUCAAGCGGGGUUCAAAGUUCAAGUGGGGUCAGGCCAAGAAACAUUGUUAUGGGAUCAUAUUUGGUUGGGGGAGGUGGCUCUCAAGGAUGUUUACCUGAGGUUAUUCCGAAUUUCCACUCAGAAGGACCAAGUGAUCAGUGUGGUUAAGGAAGGGGCUGGUGAAGGCAGUUGGAAUUUACAUUUCGGAAGACGUUUAUAUGAUUGGGAAGAACUCCAAAAAGUGGAGUUACAACAAAGGCUUCAAAAUGUAGCUCUGGACUAUUCUAAAAAGGAUACACUGCAAUGGAUUUGGUCUUCAAACAAGUGCUUCUCGGUGAAAUCUAACCUUAGUCCACCUAAGGUGGAGAUCUUCUCUUGGUUGGCUGUACAAGGGAGAGUAGCAACUAGAUCUCUUCUCAUGAGCAAAAAUGUGAUUCAGGAGGGUCCAUUGUCCAAAUGCCCAUUUUGUGUUACCUUUGAGGAAACCCCGGAACACCUAUUCUUGCAUUAUCAGUUUUCAUGGAAUACUUGGUCUCUUAUUCUAAGGUGGUGGCAAAUGCUCUGGGUCUGUCCCCCUUCUUUGGUGGACCUAACGAAUUGGUGGUUUGACAACAGGUUUAAGAGUUUGGAAAGGCACAUUUGGGAGGUGACUUUUUUUGCUACCUUAUGGUCUUUGUGGCUUGCAAGGAACGACCUCGUUUUCAACAAUGUGUUACGGUCAGCUUGCGAGGUGGGGGACCAGAUUAAGACAAGGGUGGCUAUGUGGAUGAAAGCCAAGUUUGUAAUCAAGGUGUACUCAGUCGAGGAUUUUAAAUGUUUUCUAGGAGGUAUCCGUAAGCUGAAGCUUUAG